AUGCUGAUUUCUCAAACAAACGAGUUGACUUAUAGACUGUCGUCUCUUAUUCCAAAAAUCAACGGUACUAAGCAAUAGUUCGAGAUAGUUGGGCUCAUUUUUUUAAUUUUCAGGAAUCAUUUCCUUCAAGCCUGUCAUUCUGUCUUUCCCAGCCGACUGGAUUAGCACCUCCGUUAUCUGCUUCGGCCUUUGCGAACUGAGCAUCCGCGUAGCGACUGCAGCACCCUUCUAAUGUACUUGCGUUUGCGAAAUAGGUGCAAAAACAGUAACAAAAAUUUUAGAUGACGUCAUUCCCAAUGAUGAGCACUGUUCAUCGCUGCCGAUCUCAUCGCACUUCCGUCGAGAAAGUUCGAGUACGUCACUAACAUUCCAAGUCUCAGCAACUCGUUAUUGUGUUUUCAGAUGAUAGACAUCGUCGAGGAAAUGCUUCAACCUCCAAAACUGGUCAUUCCAGAGGUGAACACGAUUUCGUUGAUGGCAACGGCCACGGAUGGAGUUCAAGCUCAAGAUCAAGCUCAGACACCAUCGCCGACCCCUCAGACCACACCCACUCUGGUGUUCGCGCCUAUUCCACAAAUGCCUUCACCGUCAGUAGUAGAUGCUCUGAAGCCAAUUAAGCCGAUUUGCCGGCCGAUUGUUGGUAUGUCACUUGGUUGAGUCACAUUUAAUAACGCAAGACUUCCAGGAAUACUUCGCAAAGACAGCUUCCUGUCAAAUGUUGGAUUCAUCAUGCCAAGUCAGCUUAAAAACUAAUCAAUUUGCGUUUGUUCAUUUUCAUUUUUCUUCACAUUUCCACUAAAAAUGCAUGUGUUUCUCGUAUUCACUGUAGGAGAAAUAAAAAUUUUAGUUGUUAGCUGGCGCUCAAAAGUGAAAAUGAAAACGCACAGGAAAUGCAAUUCAACUCAACUGGAAAUAAUUUAAACCAGUAGACUAUACAAUUCUUCUUCCACCUUUUUGCACAACUCGAAAAUUCUUGACACUUACACCGACCGCCCCUACUCCUUUCCCUAACUCGACUAUUACAAUGACCAGCUAUGAAUAAUCUGACUGCAUCCCGAUCUGAGUCAAGUUUCGUAGGUGCAAAAAAGUAUUCAACUGCUAAAGUGGCAGUCCAAAUCAUCAAGAAAGAUCGCAGCAAAAAAGUGAUGCAAUCGCACGUAGUUUUAUAUCUAAUAUCUGUUGAUCUUGACAGGUUUCGAAUACAGCGCAAAGGGAAAAUAGCGAGGAAAGUGACAAGGACGAGACGAGGGAUUUUCUCAGAUCGGAGCUUGCGUUGAAGCUCAAAAAUUACGAUCCCAACUGGUUCAAAGUAAUUUCUCGCUGAUUUUGUAUGAAGAAAACAAACGAACCUUUAGGUCAUCACUCAGAAAUCUCCAGAACUCUUUAUAGACUCAAAACAGUAUGACCAGUUCGCCCGGUCUAAGUGAAAUCAUAUCUGUUUCUGGCUAUGAAAAAGCUGCUUUCGCCUCCGAAAAAACUGUCAUUUUCCUAGAGAACGGGUGUGUAAAGUACAUUGAUUUGGCGCAGGAAUCGCCAAAAGUUACAAUAUUAGACGUGCCCGGACGAGCGACAGCCAUGAUUGUCUCCAACGACUUUUCAGUAUUUGCAUUGGCUAUUGAAGAGGAUAAUGUUGCCAAAAUAACUAUAUUCUCAUUAGAAUCUACAACUAUACAAGAGAAAGUUACGCACGGAACACGGUAUUUAGCUACUGAAUUAUGCAUUUCUCAAGCGGCCGAAGUAGGAUUAUACUUUUUACAGAAAAAAACGUUCAUUCUUCCUUUUUCAGAUAAUAUCUUGUUUAUCCGUUCUGGAAGAACGAGUUUUCCUUCAGACCUUUGAUCUACGAGAUGGAAUCAACAACUGCACUGGCAACAUUAUAACGGAGAAGAUUGCAGAAACAUGGGAGACUUCGUUCUGUCCGGCUGAUGAAGGAGUUCUCUGUGCUCUCGGUGGAAGCACGGCCUACUUGUUACGGGCCAGUGGAGGGCAUAUCGAACAUUUCUCUACAAUAUCUUUGCCGGAAGUCACGUGCCAUGAUUGGGCCAACGAUGUAAAUAUCAUUUUUGGUACGAAAUUGGGAUUCUUGCACAUUUAUCGCGAAACUAUCCUUUUGGAUACUGUGAACAUACGAAAACUAACUGAGACGUAAUGCUUUGUGUUAGUUAUUGCAAAAAUCAAUCUGUUUUUGAAGUGUAUUGAACGAUUCUGUUAAUGUUGGCAUAAUAUCGAUUCGGAGCACAACUAGAAGGCUUGCUUGUCAAGCUGAAUCUGGAGUUAUAUUGUUGUUUGAUUCAAGCGUAGAAAGUGGACCGGUUUGGGAGUCCAGCAAAGCUUUCAUUGUAAAAAUACAGCCUAUCAUUUUUUGAUCUAUUAUAAUAACAAAUCAACUUUAGGCUUCUGAUUUCGAACUAAGAUUUUCUCAUACACUUUCCUUCAACUUCUCCGAAGAUCAAUUGCUUUUUGACAGUGGAAAUUCAUUACAAAGCAUACCAAUUCCAUUUUUAUCGCAAGUCAACUCUUUCAAAGGUGACGUGAUAGCCGUGAGGCAUUGCAAGAAGAUCGUUUGUGUCCGAUCAACCGAUUCAAUUGUUGUCACUUUGGAUACACAGGGAUUUGUUGGAGUGUUUUCAAAAACUACAAGGUGAGUAACAUCUUGAUAGACAGUAACGAUAAAAUUCAUAUCAACUUUACUGUUUUCAAAAUUUCUUUCAAAUCUUCAGCCGUGUUCUUUGUUCUGGUUGUAUCAUAGACGCGUUCUUCUUCACAAUCCUUGCAAAAUCACACAAGUUGCUUUUUAUCACCAAAACAAGUGUGGAAUGUUUUACAAUAAUGUUGGAUGAGUUGAAGGCGAAUGAUACACUAUUUGAGAGGAAACUAAUAAUGGUUAGUGUCCAAGUGUCAAAUCGGUAAUUGAAACAAAUCAAUCAAUCUUCUCCAUUUGCGGGCCGCUGUUGAUUCAUACGACAUGUCUACGCUAGCAAUCUUAUAUGAGACUGGAUUCAUUGUUUUUCGCGUCGAAGACCGAUCUAUCUUAAUGUCCGAAGAAGUGACGGUGAAAAAAGUAUUCAACACUUUUGAUAGUUAUAGGGUAAAUUGAUAUUAUACAGGACACAAAGCAAAUGAUGUUUUCCAAAGACAAUAAAUACCUGAUGUUUCUUACAAAAAGUGACAAUGUUUUUUGUGUGGACUUGGCGAAUCGGAAGAUCUUGUGGAGUACUGAUUAUAAAUUGCACUUUUUCCAAUCUAUGGGCUACUCAAAUGCUACCCUACUACUGUUGAAUCAAAAAUUCAUAGUUACUAGGAUAAAGCAUGGAAAGGUAUGUAAAGUGAAUACUGUAAUGAUUUCAUCAACUUAUUCACAUAGGAUUUAUCAAACGUUAAUAUGCACGCUUCCGAUGUUGGAUUUUCCAUAACCUCAGAGUAUAUUGAAGGUUAUUACAGUUUUUAAGCGGAAAAGUAGAACAAUAAUUCUUGACUUUGAGGAAACAAUGAACACGUUUUUGUGUCUGCUGAUAAUGGAGAAUUGUUAUGCGCACAAGCAUCAUCUCUUGAUGAACCUUUUGUCGUCAAGUCAAAAAUCAGAAAAACACGGAUAUCUACGGUAUAUAUGUAUAAUCACUGUUUUGCAUUCCAAACUUCAGAUAAGAGUUUCCGAUGAUGAUUUGAUAAUAGGUUAUGAAAAUGGAAGCGUGGGGAUGUUAAAUUUUAAACAAUCAAGCUUAAAUUCACAAAAUGAAGUGGAAAGCGACGUGAUAUUGUGUGAUUUUAAUAGUGUUGUUAAUUUGGUGAGCGGAUAAUUAGUUCGAAAUUCUAAGUUCGAACGUUACGUUUUUGCAGAAAUCAUUACUGCGAGAUAUAAAUGCUGAGCGAAACUUGAUAAAGGAAACCACUGAAAAGUUUCUGGAAAUGUUCAUUUCAAAAACCAAAACCGACAUGCAACAAAUCAAAGCGGAGUUUGAUGACACCAUGAAAAAAUAUAAGGAUAAAGUUGAGGCAAGCGAUUAAAUGAAUAGAAAAGACUUAUACUGACAAGUUGCAGAAGUUUGAGAAAGAUUUUGAGGAAUCGGAAAUGAUGAAGCAGAAAACUAUUGCAAACUUGAAAGGAUUAUACGAAGAUGAAAAUAGUUACCAGAAGAAGAAAUACGAAAGUAUGAUUGAGGAUCAAAUACGGAAAUCAUUUCGGCAAUUGGACGAGAAGCAACAUGAAGUAUUGUUGCUUUUUAUGAUAGACUGAUGAUAAUUUUUAUAGUUCCGUUCAGAUCAGAGAAGUACGAAAAGAAGCAGAAAAAAAACACAUGGAAAUGACAGUAUCAUUCCAUAUCACCGAAAAACAAUUACACUCUCAAGCGUCAAAGUAUCUCCUGGAAAACGAAAAAGUAGGCGGGGCACUUGAUGGAAGGAGGAGAUGUUUGCAUGAUAAGACGUUUUUUGUUAUAGAAAAAAAGAACUAUACGGCUGAUGAGAAAUGAUCUUGUGGAGGCGCAGAAAAGGAUUGAGAUGCUAAAGUUGAAAGAAGAGAAUAACACGCUGCAGUUGAAAGCAAAACAUAAAGAGGAUGCCGAGAUGUUGGAAGCUGAAAUUUGGUCCCUGAAAGCUAUGGUUAUUAUACAAUUUGGAAUGUUUGCAAGUUGUACAAUCAUAUAUUUUGUAGUGUGCACAGUUGAAUAAGCAACGUGAGGUUGUGGCAGAGGAGAAUGAAAAAAUGGACUCGCUAUUGAAAAUUGCGAAACGACAAUUGGCACAUAUGCGAGAGGAAAAUAUAAGACAAGAGGAUGAUCUGAAAAACGUGAUAAUGCAUUUGAUUGAUUCACAAAUAAUUUACAAUUUCAGUUAACUGAUACGAUAGAAAAAAUGCGUUCCGAACAGUCCAUUUUAAAGAAGAAUUAUGCAGGACUGAAGAAAAAUUCAGUUUCUCAGACGAAACUCUAUAAUCAGACGCUUUAUCAAGUAGUUUUCACUCAAAAUAGGUCAUCGGAAAAGCAAAUUAUUUCAGAACAACUGCUGGAAACGUCGAAUGAUGGAUCUAGAGGCCAGAAUCGAGCAACUUGCAGAAUGUGUCUACGAUCCCAGAAAACUGGAACAUUCUGUGCUGAGCUUGCUGGCGAAAUCACAAAAUAUUGAUAUUGACAAGCGUUAUAAAACUGCUUUAUAAUGUUUUUGUACGAAUCAUUGAGAUGAAUAAAGUUUUUGCAAUGCUUUGUUGAAUUGACCGGAUACGGAAGCCGGUGUUUCAGUGAAAAGUAUAAUAGAUGUAGAAAAAGCGAGUUUUCUAUUUGCAUUCGAAUUUUCCGGAAAAACCGCAAGGAUAUACUGUUCACAAUGAAAAAGAAAAGUAAAAACUGCUUAUUUUUUCUUCUCGUUCCCAAAUGCACUUAUUUAUUCUAUUUCUACUCGAAUCUGCGUUAAUUGGCAUCAGCUUCGGUGAGUUUUUUCUCAAUUCUUCCAUGCAUUCCUGAUCAUUUCCUUUAGCGCAAUGCCCGACAAGUCAGUUGAUUGACGCUGCUUACUUCAGUCAGGAAGUGCCAAAACUUAGAAGUAACGUUAAAUUUGACCUCUUCUAGAAUCCACAACCAAAAAAACAUAAUUGAUUUCUCCAGAAAUGCUUGGUGGGCACACCGAUGUUGACAUCAUAUUUCCGUUCUUCAAGGAAGGUUCUAUUCUUGGAAAUGUCGUAAUACAAUGUACUUGCGACUUAGAAUGUCACGACUUUGAUUCGUUUUUCACGAGAUCCUGUCGGUUAGUUACUAGAAUGUUCUAAAAUGCGUAGUCGAGAUAAGAACUGAGAACUAAAAACCUUUUGAACAAUAGUAACGUGACUGAAUAUCGCCUGAACUGCUAUCAACAUUUAUCAAAUCAUGUUUACAUGUUUGUGAUUUAAUUGAAUCAGAAAUGUUAUGUUGCAAACAAUUAACGAGACAUUUCAUUCAAGUUCGAUGCAAUUUUUUCAGUUGGCAUAACGAGAAAAAUGGAUGUUACGGCAACGGUGAUGAACUUGACUGGAUAAGAAUGCGAGGCGCUUGGGGUCAAGAUGGUGAAAGUGUUUUCAUGAAAACUGAUAAGCCAGGUCAGAAUUGUUCAGAACGUGUUUAACCUAAGCAUCGGUUUUAAUCUCUUCAGAUGGAUUUUUCCUCCUUGUUGGAAUUCAAAAAAAAUUACCAGAACUGUAUUCGGCAAUGCUUGUCAGUGACCCAAUUCAAUGCCAACAGGGAGAUGGCUUAUUGAAAUUCCGCUAUUGGACUUCACCUGGUGUCAAAGUUAGAGUUUGUACACGGUGGGCAAAAUUAGUCUCAUUUAGAUUGAUCAACUAGAUGUUUCUUUAAAGACCACCUUCAAUGGGACGGAAAUAUUCAUGGUGUAGUGAAAGUGUGAAGAGGAAAAAUAGCAAAAAUGCAAUCGUGGUGAUUCCCGGAAGCAUUCUCAAUAUGUUUGAGGCAAGUACUUUCAAGGGCCUAAUGAAUGUUCUGAUUUGAUUCUUUUUGCAGAUAGUAAUCGAAGCAUAUGGCUUUACGCUAGAUGCAUUUGGUGCUCAAGGUGGGGCCGCUGCCCUAGACGAUAUUUCUUAUAAUGCCACUGCUAUUUAUGAAUGUCAGAUGUGUAUGCGAACACAAACACUUUCAUUUGAAAAAUUCUCCAGCUAAUUUCAGUACCGCAUAUCCCCAAACUGUUAAACAUUACAAAAACAGUCUGCGAUGGUGUAAAAUGUGAUUUUGAUUCUGGAACAUGUUUGGAAAAACUUGGAAAGAAAUGGCAAAUAAGUGAUGAAGCUGUCGGACCCAAACUCACUGGGAUUCUGAACAACCUCGGUUAGUUGAAAAAAUUAACGAUUUUAUCAAUGCAAAUUAUUGCUUUUGUAUUGUAGAUGGAGAUUUUGGAUAUAUUCAAGGUCCUGGAGAUGCCUCUUUUACGACAGGAAAACUGAUGAUUCCUCGUACAUAUGGCUUGCAGUUUUGUUUUUUCUCAAUGUCUCACGGAACUACAUUUGAGGUUGUUUUAUGGUCACUAGAAUCAAAGGAUAAAAUAAUGUGAGUUUUGAAAUUAAAUGAUAGUCAUCUGAAAGUUAAUUUUGAGUUUAUACGCCUCUGAUCCUUUUGAUAAAUUUUCUAAAACAUGGCAAUGCAAACGAGUAUUCCUUUCUGUCAAUGGAACCGUAAGUUUUCUGUACUUUUCCAGUUCAGUCUCCGAUUAUUAGAUUGAAUUCUCGGUGAAGAACAUGCGGAACAAGUAUUCAUACUUUGGCCUGGAUCAAAUUGAUGUUUUCGACCCGACGACGAAUUUGAGUGCAUGUGACCUCUGA
This is a messenger RNA of Caenorhabditis sp. 36 PRJEB53466, 7294 nucleotides long. Lineage: Eukaryota; Metazoa; Nematoda; Chromadorea; Rhabditida; Rhabditidae. The record is from the annotation of a GenBank genome assembly.